CAGUGAGGACAGAACCUGGAAACCGGAGACGGCGCGAGACCUCAGCGGUGUUGCCUGGCUCCCGCCAAUCAGAGCGCUCCAGUGCGGACCUCGCGCUCUUCGCUUCAUCACGAGCCGCGCUAUUCAGGCGGAGCGGAGCAAGUUCGUUCUGCGCGCUCUCGUUUCAUUCAGUCCCUUUGCUGAGGACGCGGCAAACGUGGGACAUCACAAUGUCAAAGGCAGAUCCCCCUCCAAGUUACGAAGAGUCAAGACAGCAGCAGCAGCAGCAGCAUGGAAGCUAUCCAUACCCUCCCUACGGAUAUCCAGCCCAGCCAGGGGUGUACACGGGCCCCGGGCAGCCUGGCACACAUCCCCAGGCGGGCCAUUGGCAGGGCCCUGGAUACUGCCCUUCAGCAAUGCCAUCUAUGAUGCCUUCUUUCGUAACACCAGGGAUAUUUCCCUCAAACCUAAUUGCAGGAGAUGCAGAGGACAUGUCUUCGACUGGCAUAUGGGACAGCAUGAGUGUCCGACAUGCCUUCAUUAGAAAGGUUUACCUUAUUUUAGCCGUGCAGCUGUUAAUCACUACUUCAAUCAUUGCAGUGUUUGCGUUUGUUGAACCCGUGCGUCUUUUCGUGGUCCAGAAUCCUGCCAUUUAUUGGGCAUCAUUCCCGGUGUAUCUUGUUACUUACCUCAUGCUGGUUUGCUGCGAGGGGCCGAGGAGGCGUCAUCCGUGGAAUUUAAUACUCCUUUUCAUUUUUACGCUCACGUUGUCUUACAUGACAGGAACAAUAUCAAGUUAUUUCGACACCAAAGCAGUGUUCCUGGCCCUGGGGAUCACGGCAAUAGUGUGUAUAAUCGUCACAAUCUUCUGUUUUCAGACCAAGGUCGACUUCACCUCCUGCACAGGCCUGCUCUGCGCUCUUUGCGUGGUUCUUUUGGUGACUGGCAUUAUCACGUCCGUCGUACUCUCUUUCCAGUAUGUGCCGUGGCUGCAUAUGCUGUAUGCCGCUUGUGGAGCAAUAGUCUUUACUUUGUUUUUGGCUUACCACACUCAGCUGCUGAUUGGAAACCGAGCGAACAGCAUCAGCCCUGAGGAAUACGUCUUCGGGGCUCUUUCGCUCUAUGUUGAUAUCGUCCAGAUCUUCAUCUUCCUCCUGCACAUCACAGGAAGCUCUUCCGAGUAAACAGACGGAUGCGUUUGAGCCCGUCUGUCUCAGAAACGGAUCUUUCUUUGAGCUUAUCUUGACUUUUUCAAUCACAUGGAUCUCGAAUAUUACCUGCGAUACUACUGUUAUUUAAAUGAUUUUGUGGUGUUGCUUUAAAUGUCGGUAAACAGAGGUUGCCCAUAAAUGACUGUCACUUUAUUUACAAUAAGCACUUUAUUUUUA
Messenger RNA from Puntigrus tetrazona (Sumatra barb), 1367 nucleotides. Its product is annotated as protein lifeguard 3. The record is from RefSeq and is a predicted model, not a curated record. Gene Ontology annotation, cellular component: endoplasmic reticulum; Golgi apparatus; membrane. Bases 210 to 1163 code for a protein of 317 amino acids. Lineage: Eukaryota; Metazoa; Chordata; Actinopteri; Cypriniformes; Cyprinidae. The transcript has 12 exons. Gene Ontology annotation, biological process: negative regulation of apoptotic signaling pathway.